This is a messenger RNA of Fusarium poae, 1344 nucleotides long. RefSeq lists its product as uncharacterized. The coding region runs from base 1 to 1344 and encodes 447 amino acids. Gene Ontology annotation, cellular component: cytoplasm. The record is from RefSeq and is a predicted model, not a curated record. The transcript has 5 exons. NCBI's taxonomy places the organism in Eukaryota, Fungi, Ascomycota, Sordariomycetes, Hypocreales, Nectriaceae. Gene Ontology annotation, molecular function: saccharopine dehydrogenase activity.
AUGGCCGAAAAAAGGAUUCUGAUUCUUGGAAGCGGUAUGGUUGCAAAGCCAUGCGUCGACUACCUGCUCCGGAGCCCAAACAACACCCUCACCGUUGCCUGCCGCACUCUUUCCUCUGCCCAGAAAGUUGCCGCCGGGCGUGAUCGUGUCGAAGCUGUCUCCCUUGAUGUAGCCUCUCCGGAACUUGACCGCUACGUUGCAGGUCAUGACUGCGUGAUAUCUCUUGUGCCAUUUAUCCAUCAUGCCCAUGUGGUUCGGUCGGCUAUCCGGGGCAAGACCAAUGUGGUUACGACAAGCUACGUGUCUCCUGCCAUUCGUGAACUCGAACACGAGGCAAAACAGGCUGGUAUCACCGUUUUGAACGAGGUUGGUGUCGACCCUGGUGUCGACCACUUGUACGCCAUCAAGACCAUCAAUGAAGUUCACGACAAGGGUGGAAAGGUCCUCGAGUUCUACUCGUAUUGUGGCGGUAUCCCGGCUCCUGAAGCAUCAGACAAUCCUCUGCGUUUCAAAUUCUCUUGGUCACCUCGUGGUGCUUUGCUCUCACAGCACAAUUCUGCCAGGUUUCUUCAAGAUGGAAAUAUCGUUGAAAUCUCCAACAAGGACUUGAUGAGCACGGCAGUACCGUACCAUGUUGUCGAUGGAUACUCAUUCCUUGCCUACCCUAACCGAGACUCUGUGCCGUUUAGAGAAGCCUAUCGAAUCCCCGAAGCCCAAACAGUCAUCAGGGGCUCUCUCCGAUAUGAAGGCAACCCGGCUCUAGUCAAAGCCCUCAUCGACCUUGGAUGGCUUGACACAACCAUCAAGGACUGGCUACAGGACGGAAUGUCGUGGGCCGAGAUCCAGCAGAAGGUCACUGGAGCAGCCUCCACUACUGAGACUGAUCUCGUGGCUAGAGUGGAUGAACUUUGCACUUUCUCUUCCCCCGACCAGCGCGGCAAGGUCUUAGCUGGUCUCAAGUGGAUGGGUUUGUUCUCGGGCGAUGUGCCUACCACCCGGGGAACACUUCUCGAUACACUCUCCGAUCAACUCCACAAGCUUUGCAGCUUUGGACCCGGUGAGCGUGAUUUGGUGAUGCUCCAGCACAAAUUCGUUGUCGAGUGGAAGGAUGGUACUAAGGACACCAUCACAUCAACUCUCGAGCUUUUUGGAGAACCUAACGGCUAUUCAGCUAUGUCGAAGUCUGUUGGAUUAACGUGCGGAAUUGCCACCCAGAUCUUACUGAACGGCGACCCGGCCUUUAACAAGCCUGGUGUAAUUGCGCCUUACUCCCGAGAAAUUUGCGAGCCCAUCCGAACCGAAAUUGAGGCAGAAGGUAUCAAGCUGGUCGAAAAGGUUUUGUAG